This is a messenger RNA of Onychostruthus taczanowskii (white-rumped snowfinch), 1416 nucleotides long. RefSeq names its product tumor protein p53 inducible protein 3 (gene TP53I3). The record is from RefSeq and is a predicted model, not a curated record. NCBI's taxonomy places the organism in Eukaryota, Metazoa, Chordata, Aves, Passeriformes, Passeridae. Bases 338 to 1360 code for a protein of 340 amino acids. Gene Ontology annotation, molecular function: NADPH binding; quinone reductase (NADPH) activity; quinone binding. The transcript has 7 exons.
CGUUCGCAGAAACAACGGGGAGCUGUGCUAAUAUUUCUGACUCCCCAUAUCUGUGGCUCCAAAGUAGAACAACCUCGCCUGUUCCUCGCCUUGGCCUGCAGGGGAGUGGCUGAAUGCCAGGAGGAACUGGGAUUGGACUCUGCUCCCGAGGACAGGCUGGGUUUGUUCCGGGGCACAGAUUGUCCCUCCUUCCUUACAGGAAAAAGGACCCAGGGAGCAGAGAGAAGACUGUUCCUCAUUUGAUUUCACCAGGCAGGAGAAAAGGCUUGAUAGCUCAGCCCACCUCAACAUCUGCUGGUGCCAAAAGGAUCCCAGGAAUAGCAUCUGAGGAGAGAAAAUGUUUGCAGCCUAUUUUGAUUGCCCAGGAGGCCCAGAAAAUCUCUAUAUGAAAGAAGUGAUGAAACCAAAUCCAGGAGAAGGAGAAGUUCUUGUGAAGGUCUCUGCCAGUGCUCUGAAUAGAGCCGAUUUACUCCAGAGGAGAGGGAAGUACCCUCCCCCCAAAGGAGCAAGUGACAUUUUAGGCCUGGAAGCAGCUGGGAGCGUGGCUGGGCUGGGUCCCGGCUGCUCGGGCCGGUGGAAGAUCGGUGACGCAGUGAUGGCUCUGCUCCCCGGGGGAGGCCAGGCACAGUACGUGACAGUGCCCGAAGGCCUCCUGAUGCCAAUUCCCAAAGAUAUGACUUUUAUCCAGGCUGCAGCCAUUCCUGAAGCCUGGCUAACAGCAUUUCAGCUGCUCCACUUUGUAGGUAAAGUACAGGAGGGUGAGAAAGUGUUGAUCCACGCUGGAGCCAGCGGGGUUGGCAUGGCAGCCAUUCAGCUGGUGAGGCUGGCAAAGGCCAUUCCCAUUGUGACAGCAGGAACUCAGGAGAAACUGGAAGCAACAGCAAAUGCUGGAGCAGCUGCAGGGUUCAACUACAAGAAUGAAGACUUCAGUGAAAAGGUCUUGGAGUUCACCCAAGGUUCUGGAGUAGAUAUUAUUUUAGAUUGUGUUGGGGCCUCAUACUGGGAGAAGAAUCUCAACUGUCUGAGCACCGAUGGCCGGUGGAUUAUAUAUGGACUGCUGAGUGGAGGUGAAGUCCAUGGGGAUUUGCUGGCAAGGCUGAUUUCCAAAAGAGCCAGCAUCCACACCAGCCUGUUACGGUCCCGAGACAAGGAGUACAAGGAGCGGCUGCUGGGAGCCUUCACAGAGGAGGUGCUGCCCCAUUUUUCCGAGGGGGCUUCCCCGCGUCUGCAGCCCCUCGUGGACAGCGUUUACCCCCUGCACGCCAUCGCUGAGGCACACAGAGCCAUGGAAGAAAACAAGAACAUCGGCAAAAUCGUCAUCGAAAUUCCCGUUUGCUUCAAGAAAGGGCCGCCGCAGUAGCUCCUGUGGGACAGUCACUGCGGGGGCUGCACUGCGGCCAUCCUGCCGCUUCUGCU